AUGGGGGAAGGAGUCGAUCCAGAGAAGCAGCCAGACGCAGCGAGCGCGCAGAGGGCCGAAACAUCGCUCCCGGCCUCGACCACAGCGGAGGUGCCACGACCGACCCGCGGUUACGCCCAGCUCGCCGAGUUCAUGACCAAAACUCACCACGGGAUGAUUCGCCGGUUCAAGGACCUGUCGACGCAGAAUCUCCUUUAUCUCCAAGCCGAAUUGUACCAGCUCCGGUUCGAGCUGGACAAGGAGGCGGCGGCGGAUGCGCAGUAUCCGCGCACCGACGAGAGGAGCAACUGGGACUACCACUGGAGGCUUUUGGCGACGAGCGGGCAGAGACAGGGGAUUGAUGACAAGAGGUGGAGGACUUGGUUGAAACUGCGGGAGAGGUUGUAUGAAUAUCAGGACGCAAUUCAAAGACACUCCAAAAUCGCCUCGAUGGCUGGCCCCACGGGGGACCAGCGAAGCAUACUGGCCAAGAUCGUGGGGCGUGAUUCGCUCAGCGAGAGCAGCAUGCAGUUCCUGUCGCGCGAGCUGAGAGGUCUCGAGCCCGAGGCAUACAGGGAAGUGUUCCUGGACGACCUAGUCCUGCUCGAGGCGGCAGACGAGGACAAUGACCCGCUUGAGAGGUUUGUCGUCAACGCUGUGCUGAGGAUAUUGAGAGCGUUCCGGGGCUGCAAGAUGAAACUGAUCCGACAAGAAGAUAUCGAGAGCGGCCUAGGCGGCAGCCUUGCCAUUGUUGGCGGGCGGGUAUACCAGUGGGACAAGAGGACAUACUCGCGAGCCAACAGGGUUAUCGGGGCCAUCUUCUCAACUGUUGUGCCCGUCGCAUCUGUCGUCACGCUGUACGCCGUCCAAAGCAUGGGAUUGAGGGUGGGCCUGGUGUGCGUCUUCUCGCUGGUGUUCUGCCUUGCACUGAGCACAUUGACCAAGACUAGGAGAAUUGAGGUCUUUGCGGCGACGGCGGCGUUUAUGAGCGUCCAACUGGUAUUUAUUUCCCAGGCAAACUGA
Molecule: messenger RNA, 1002 nt
Organism: Diaporthe citri
Lineage: Eukaryota; Fungi; Ascomycota; Sordariomycetes; Diaporthales; Diaporthaceae
Exons: 4
Coding region: 1-1002 (333 amino acids)
Source: RefSeq, a predicted model, not a curated record